This is a messenger RNA of Exophiala spinifera, 1425 nucleotides long. RefSeq lists its product as uncharacterized. Gene Ontology annotation, biological process: carbohydrate transport; transmembrane transport. The coding region runs from base 1 to 1425 and encodes 474 amino acids. Gene Ontology annotation, molecular function: carbohydrate:proton symporter activity. The transcript is spliced from 3 exons. The record is from RefSeq and is a predicted model, not a curated record. Gene Ontology annotation, cellular component: membrane. NCBI's taxonomy places the organism in Eukaryota, Fungi, Ascomycota, Eurotiomycetes, Chaetothyriales, Herpotrichiellaceae.
AUGACGCCGUCUGAGAAAAACAAUCAGUCGACCAUUCAAGGGGUCGCCAUCUCCUGCUACACCCUUGGCUGUGCUGUGGGAGCCUUCCUGGCCAUGCGAUUUGGCCAGAUCACGGGCCGCCGCUGGGCCAUUUUCAUCGGUUGCUCAGUGGUAUCCAUCGGGGCAGUGCUCCAGUUUUCUGCCUUUGGGCUUCCUCAAUUCGUGGUCGGGCGGGUUAUCUGCGGCAUGGGCACGGGUAUCAACACCUCUACUGUCCCAGUUUGGCAGGCUGAGACAACCAAGCCUCACCAGCGCGGACCGGUCAUCGCGUUCGAGACCUCCAUGGUCAUCGCGGGCGUCAUGGUCAGCUAUUGGAUCGACUUUGGCCUCUCUUACGCGGAGCCAAGCUCUGCGGCAUGGAGAGUUCCGGUCGCGCUUCAACUGGUGUUCGCCUUGAUAGUCUUGGGCAUGAUUCUGGUCAUGCCAGAGUCUCCUCGGUGGCUCAUUUGCCAGGACCGGCUGGAAGAGGCCGCCGCGGUCGUCAGUGCUCUCUACGAUCUGCCCGAGGAGGACCCACUCGUGGCCGACCAGCUACAAGCAAUCCGUGCCAUACAGCAAGUCGGCAGCAAAGCUGGCAUCCUCGAAAUGUUCACCCAAGGGCCCCUCAAGAACCGCACCCGCACCAUGUUGGGCGUAGGUAUCCAGGUCCUCAGUCAGCUCUCCGGCAUCAACAUCAUCACCUACUAUGCCGCCACCAUCUACGAAAACGAGAUUGGACUGACGCCAUUCGUGUCGCGGCUAUUAGCCGCCGGUAACGGGACGCAGUACUUUGUGGCGUCGCUUUUCUCUGUCCCCAUCAUCAAACACUGUAACCGACGGCCCGUCAUGAUGAUGGUGGCCUCUGGAAUGAGCUUGUCCAUGGUUGUCCUCGCCAUCCUGAACAGCAUCGGUGGCCGGGGACCAGGGAUUGGUGCGGCCGCUUUCCUCUUUGUCUUCAACACCUUCUUUGGCAUUGGUUAUGCGCAGUUGUCCUGGCUGUAUCCUGCCGAAGUGACACCGUUGUCCGUCCGGUCGCAGGCAAACGCCCUGUCCACGGCGUCAAACUGGCUGGGCAACUUCAUGGUUGUCAUGAUCACGCCCGUGGCUUUCAAUAACAUCGGCUGGAGGACGUAUAUCAUCUUUGCCAUCUUCAAUUUUGCCGCCGUUCCCGUCUUUUACUUGUUCUUCCCUGAAACCCGUGGCCGUUCUCUGGAGGAGGUCGAUCUCAUUUUCCGCCAAUCCAAAAACUUGCGCCACGCCGUCCAACUCGGCUUUACCAUGGAUAGGCAUUUCGAUCACAAGGGCAACUUGUUGAAGAGCAUGGUCCAAGAUGUUCAAGGUGAGGGAAGCCCGGCAAAGGAUGAUUUCACCGUCACCGAACACCGUGAGGUUUCCCCUAAGACCUGA